AUGGGCCCGCGCAUUCGCAAGGUGUACCCCGACGACCCGAGCUUUGAGCCCGCGGACUGGGACGUCAUCUGCGACGUGCGCUCGCCGUCCGAGUGGGCGGAGGACCACGUCCCGCUCAGCAUCAGCGCCCCGGUCCUGGACGACGACGAGCGCGCGAGGGUGGGGACGAUAUACAAGCGAGAGAGCCCGUUCCUCGCGAAGAAGGUGGGCGCGUCGCUCGUGGCGAAAAAUCUGUCGAAGAUCAUCGACGCGCACUUCGCCCACAGAGAGAAGGACACGAAGGUGCUCGUGUACUGCUGGCGCGGCGGCGAGCGAAGCCUCUCGCUCGCGCACGUCUUAUCGCGGAUCGGGUUCACGGUCGGGAUCGUCCCGGGCGGGUACAAGCGCUACCGCGCCGGCGUGCUCGAGUUUCUACGCUCGAUGGACGGGUUCCGAUACCAUCUCGUCGCGGGGAAAACCGGGUGCGCGAAGGGGAAGAUGCUCGAGACGCUCGAGGCGCAGGGCGCGCAGGUGUUGGACUUGGAGGUCAUGGCGCAGCACCGCGGGAGCGUUCUGGGCGAAGACCCGGAGACGAAAUUUUCGCAGCCGUCGCAGAAGGCGUUCGACACGAGGCUGUGGGAGAAGGCGAGGACGUUUGACCGGACGCGGCCCAUCUUCGUCGAGGGCGAGAGCUCGAUGAUCGGCAAGGUGCAGAUCCCGAAGAAUACGUGGAAAGGAAUGCGCGCGGGGACCGUGACGCUGUUGGAGGUUCCGAUGGCGUCCAGGGUGAAGUGGAUCCGCGCCGGGUACAAGCACUUCGAGACGACGGAGGUGCCGCGUCUGAUCGAGAAACUCAACGUGCUGGUUCAAAAAGUCGGACGGAAAAAAGUCGAGGAGUGGGAGGAGAUGGUCGCCGCCGAGCGAUGGGAUGAGUUCGUGGAGGACAUCUUGGUGAACCACUACGACAGCGCGUACGGCGAGGCGGCGAAACGGAGCGGGCGCGACGACGCCGCCGCGGAGUUUCUGAUGCUUCCGGACACGGAGGACGAGACGUACGCCGCCGCCGCCGCGGAGCUGAUUCGGAAAUACGACGUCAGCGUUCCCGCGGCGGAGGCGGAGGCGGUGGAGACGGAGACGGAGACGGAGGCGGAGGCGGCGAGCGCGCCGGCGAGGUGA
Micromonas pusilla CCMP1545 is the source of this 1155-nucleotide messenger RNA. RefSeq lists its product as uncharacterized. NCBI's taxonomy places the organism in Eukaryota, Viridiplantae, Chlorophyta, Mamiellophyceae, Mamiellales, Mamiellaceae. Gene Ontology annotation, molecular function: tRNA 2-selenouridine synthase activity. Gene Ontology annotation, biological process: tRNA wobble uridine modification. The record is from RefSeq and is a predicted model, not a curated record. The transcript has a single exon. Bases 1 to 1155 code for a protein of 384 amino acids.